AUAGGGGAGGCACAUGACAGUUCCCAGGCUUGGGGUUGAAUCAGAGCUGUAGCUGCUGGCCUACACCACAUCUGCAGCAACGCCAGAUCUGAGCCCCAUCCUUAAUCCACUGAGAGGGGCCAAGGAUCCAACCUGCAUCCUCAUGAAUACUAGUUGGGUUUGUUUCUGCUGAGCCCAAACAGUAACUCCAUCAUUCACUUUUUUAAAAAAGGUGUACCUAUUCUUAUAGAAAUUAGCUUCCAAGUCUAAACUUUGUAAUAAAAAGUGACAAUUUCCAUACUGCUCAUGAAAACACAUCUCCCCAUUCUAUAGGCAAAUACUUUUGCAUAGAACCCUUAAGAAAGUUUCAGAAUUUGAUUUUGGGGUUCGUGGAAAUUUACUUUUCAUGAAGACAAUUUCUAAGUAUUUGCAUGUUACAUGUGCCAGAAUAUUUUCCUCUAUGUGGAUUGGGUCAAAAAAGAAAAGUGGCAAUUUCCCAUACUGAAAUCACUGAGUAAAGAGACAAAGAUAUCUCAGGCAUGUCCAAAGCUGAUCACAACCAUGUUCCAGAGUCUAGUCCUCAGCUUUGCAGAAACUUUAAUUUUGUCAAGUGCCCAACUCAUAUCAAAUUUUUAGCAACUGCAAAGGUUAAUCAAACUGCUGCUGCUCCUUCUCCUCCUAUUACUAACAGCUAACAUUUAUUGAACACUCUGUGUGUGCUAGACAGUAUGCAAUGUUACAUACUUGGUUUAACUCAUCCAAUACUAACAUCUGAGACAAGGUACUAUUAUUAAAUCACAUUUUGCAGAUGAGCAAGCUGAAGUACCAGGAGAUUCAAAACUUGGUUAAAAGUAGUCAGCUCUUUAAUAGUGGAGCCAAGCUUCAAACCCCACUCUGUCACACUCCGUGACACUUACACUCUUCGUCAUUACACUACACCAUCUCUCCUAAAAAAAGAUUUUUGAACUAAAAUUAUUUUUUUAUUUUUUACUAAAGUAUGGUUGAUUUGUGCCAAUUUCAACUGUACAGGAAAGUGACUUAGUCAGUAUAUACAUACGCACAUACAUAUAUACAUUCUUUUUUUAAAUAUUAUUUUCCAUCAUGGUCUGAACCAGAAGAUCGGAUAUAGCUCCCUGUGCUAUGCAGUAGGACCUUAUUGUUUAUCUAUUUUAAAUGUAAUAGUUUGCAUUUACUAACCCCAAACUCCCAGUCCACCCCACUUCUUUCCCCCUUGAACUAAAAUUAUGUCUGUUAAUUUACAGUAGACGAUAUUAAUUUUCAGGGACUAAUAACUCAGUAGCAAAACAUCAAACAAAGGAAAGUCAAUGGUCUAAGUACAGCUGAGAGGUGGUUAAUUAACAUAGGUUUGCUCCUUCCAAGACAGUGCUAAGUGCUAAACUCUAAGCUAGUCUAGCUCUCUCUAAUUAAGACAUCAAGCUGACCAAGUCCCUUUCAUUACUAUUCUUCCUUUAGAGAAGAAACAACAAAUUGAUUAGUUUAGGGCUUGAUGGCUUUACAGUUUCACACUUUUUAACACAGUCUUUUCUCAGAAAGCCUCACUCUUAAGUUGCUUUAUACUCCCAAACCACCCAUUUGGAUUUCUAUCAUUGGGGCACUCUUGCAUCGCAUUUUUCCUCUUCUUAGUUUUACUCUUGGUCAAAGCCCUGUCAUUCUUUAACAGUAGUUCCCCUCUCUCUCCUAUAUACUUCAGUACUGACUGCAGUCCAGUACUUGGCUAGUGAGAAGUUAAUUUCUUUAUACAAUAUAAAAGUAGUAUAAACAUGCCACUAAGAGUUUUUCCUUCCAGAAUUUCUCAACCUUCUUGAGGGAACAGAAGAUUAUGAAAUGUUGAAAAAAGAAAAGAAAGUUGUGGUUGAAUACAGCUGUUCAGAUUGACCUACAGCACAAACAUACACAGUGCAUACGGAAAUACAUCUUAAAAGAUAAAUGUUGGUAAUACUUUUAUAAUAUAAAGAUGAUUUUUAAAUUAAAAACUGAUACCUGUGCAAAAGCUCUAAACUUGUUUUUGUUCUAAAGUUUUCACACCUAAGCCAAAAUGUUUGACAAUGAUUUAAAAAUGAAACUAAGAUGGAGAAUAAAGUAAGAUAAAAAGUGAAUUUUUCUUUAAUGUUUCUCCAGAAAUACUGAACCUAGGAAAGGCAAAUACGUUUUGAAAGCUGCAAUGAAAGGAUUAAGACAUACCCCCCUUCAUAAACUAAUAUUGUUGAUAUUUAAUAACCAUAACUUGAGAAUUAUUUAGUAGGUCAUGUUAGGAAAUACUAGAAUAUUCACUGAAUCAAAUUAAGUAACUUUCACAUUCAAAUUGAAUCUGGGAAUGUGAUCUUAAUUUAAUAUGAAAUUUAUGUAGGUGAAACUGAUUUCAAAAGAAUCAGCAGAAAUAAAAACAACUCUUAAAAAAAAAAACUCCCUAAUUUAUAUUGACAUGUAAUUGGUUACAUGCUCUUAAAGAAAGUGUUCAGUACAACUGUACAAAAGCAGUAUACAGUACUAUUAUUUUUUCACAGCAACCAGGUUAGCAAAGCUCAGCCUAGAAUUGGCCUUCCUUUAAUAGAAAUAAAUAAUACUUAGCUAAAAAGACAGGCAAGCCAAUCAGGGUUUUCCUUAAAUGAGCUUGAAAGCAAUUUGUUAUAGGUUGGAUAAUUGCUUCUUUUCGUACUGUUUACAUUAUUAUAUUCUUAGAAAUUCUCUUUUGUACAAUAGACUUGUAUUCAGAGUGAAAAAAUAUUUAUUGAGGCCUAUUAGGAGCUAUGCAUAUAAUAAGUACUCUCAGUAAAUUACCUAUGUUUUGUCCAACAGUAAUUGUCAUUAAAUUCUUUUUUUUGUCAUUAAAUUCUUAACAGAAUAAAGUUUAAUUAGUGAGGCUUUACAAAAUUGAUAUUCUUUCUAUAUAAAGAAUAUAAAAAGAUCUUUAUUGUUUAAUCCUUUCCAGAAGAAUCUUGAUAAGUAGAUAAGGAAAAAUCAAUAAGGUGAAACAAACAUAAACUGUACAGAACUUCUAUUUUCUUGCUAGAGAUUUUCUAGAGAUAGACCGAUUCCUUCCAUAAUUUGAAAACUGAAAAAAAAACUAUAAAUUUGUAGCAUUACCUGAGAGAAUCCAUACUUUAUUCACCCAAAUAAAGGCUUAUUUAAGUCUCCUUUCUCCUAUACUCUGUAUACCACAUCUACACAUACACGCCAAGUGAAGUUAAAACAGAUGAAAAAAAAAUACAAAUACCUAAAAAUUUCCUCUUUUUUGUGGAACAUUUACAACUCGUGUAUCCUGUUUAUAGUGUAAUGCCUUUUUCUUACAAGUGGUUAAAAAAAAGAAGUUAAAUAUGUAUUUACAGCGUUGGUGUCUGGCAAAUGCAUUGCAUAAAAUCGAAACUGGAUUUUUAGCGAUUCUAACAUAAAGAUUUUCAGAUAUUUGAUAUACAGAGUGGUUGAGCAUCAAGGCUGCUACUCAGAAAAGACUUCUAAAGUCCCAGUCCUCACGAACUGAGACUCAGGGGAUGAUACAAUACAAAGCAGAAAGCACUAGAAAGGAAGCACAAAUGUUACCCCGUGCUUCAAAUGCAAAUUUCAGAAUUGCCAUACCAAAAUGAUUUAAGGAUUUAGGGUUUUGUCAUAAUUUUAGCAUAAUGGGGUGAAAAAACCCUCUAUUCCUUUGUUCCCCAGACUCCAAGAACUCGGACCAUGUUGGUGAAAAUUGGUGACUGGUUCUGAGGGGGGCUGGAGGGUCGGUGCAGGGCGGGCGGUCCCUGGGGGUGGUUGCCCCUUUUGAGGCCUAUGGUGUAGACACCAAUACUCAGAACGCCGGGGUUCCCUGGCUAAACUCACGAUUACCUCUGAUGAGCCCCAAAGAUCAAUGAGUAUCACUCUAGGCCUGGUCCCCCAGCAGAAAGGCGGCGACGGCGCAACAUCAGCGGUUAAAUUUUACAGACUUUCAUAAGGCCGGUCUAGUGCACCUGUAACAAGAUUACUAGGGCCGAGGGGCCGUAUCUGGGAAAAUGAAAGGAUGGAAGGAGAGGGAAGGAAAAUGAGGAGGGCACAGAGAAAAGGGGGAGGGGAGGGGGCGGGACAACGCAGGGAAGGCCACGGGUUUAUGGACGAGAUCGUGGAGUUGCCAUGGAAACGUAUCCCUCCGCCCGUGAUCCGCGUCUUAGCCCCCUCAGUUCCCUCCGCGCGGCUUCUCGUCUGUUUCCGCCCAGCUCCUUUGUGCCGCGCAGAACGUCGAGAUGACGCAUGCGCAACGGAACCCAGCCGCCGCAUAUAUAAGUGCGAACCGAGGCGCUUCCUCGUAGUGCCGCCGGGAUCGUUGGCGACGCUGGGUGUGUUGCAGCUUUUGUAUUACUCGUUCUGUGGGCACUGCGAGCUAAAGGAGCAGAGCUUGCGGGCCAGUCAUCAUGUCGCGCUACGGGCGGUACGGAGGAGAAACCAAGGUGUAUGUUGGUAACCUGGGAACUGGUGCUGGCAAAGGAGAGUUAGAAAGGGCUUUCAGUUAUUAUGGUCCCUUAAGAACUGUGUGGAUUGCCAGAAAUCCUCCAGGAUUUGCCUUUGUGGAAUUUGAAGAUCCUAGAGAUGCAGAAGAUGCAGUGCGAGGCCUGGAUGGCAAAGUGAUUUGUGGUUCUCGAGUGAGAGUUGAACUAUCAACAGGCAUGCCUCGGAGAUCUCGUUUUGAUAGACCACCUGCCCGACGUCCCUUUGAUCCCAAUGAUAGAUGCUAUGAGUGUGGCGAAAAGGGACAUUAUGCUUAUGAUUGUCAUCGCUAUAGCCGGCGGAGAAGAAGCAGGUCACGGUCUAGAUCACAUUCGAGAUCCAGGGGUAGGCGAUACUCUCGCUCACGCAGCAGGAGCAGGGGAAGGAGGUCAAGAUCAGCCUCUCCUCGGCGAUCAAGAUCUGUGUCUCUUCGUAGAUCAAGAUCAGCUUCACUCAGACGAUCUAGGUCUGGUUCUAUAAAAGGAUCGAGGUAUUUCCAAUCCCGGUCCAGGUCGAGAUCAAGAUCCAGGUCUCUUUCACGACCAAGAAGCAGCCGAUCAAAGUCCAGAUCGCCAUCUCCCAAAAGAAGUCGUUCCCCAUCAGGAAGUCCAAGAAGAAGUGCAAGUCCUGAAAGAGUGGACUAAAGUUUUUAAGUUCACCUUUUAGGGAAAAGUUAUUUUGUUUACAUUAUUAUAAGGGAUUUGUGAUGUCUGUAAAGUGUAACCUAGGGAAGGGUAUUUCAACCGUCUAAUCAAAAUGGAUCUGGACUAUUACUCUGUAAAUUCACAGCAGUAAGAUAAUAUAAAUUUUUGUUGAAUGUAUUAACAUCCUAUGGUCUGAAAAUGUGGGUUUUUAUUUGGCACAUUUAAAUAAAAUGUUUCUAACUAGA
Molecule: messenger RNA, 5344 nt
Organism: Sus scrofa (pig)
Lineage: Eukaryota; Metazoa; Chordata; Mammalia; Artiodactyla; Suidae
Gene: SRSF7
Product: serine and arginine rich splicing factor 7
Molecular function (GO): RNA binding; zinc ion binding
Source: RefSeq, a predicted model, not a curated record